Messenger RNA from Vigna unguiculata (cowpea), 1050 nucleotides. Lineage: Eukaryota; Viridiplantae; Streptophyta; Magnoliopsida; Fabales; Fabaceae. The record is from RefSeq and is a predicted model, not a curated record.
AUGACUGAAAUGAACGAAUUUCUUUUGGAUAGCCAUCGUGCAAGGAUACAGGAUACACCAUUCCAAUGGUGUUUGCACAUAGUAAAACCGUUACAAAUAUGUAAUCCCCUUCUGCUGGAGAUGUUGAAGCGAUGGUUACCUGCUCAUGAAUCUUUCCGUGUCAUGCAACGGUGUAUUCCAUUUACUUGUGGUGACAUUUCCAUGUGCUUAGGAUUGGGUGGUGUUGGGGUAGAUGUCGAAUUUGAUAAAAAUAUUUGUGGUGUUAUUGGUUCAGUUAUGAAAGAUAAAUUAAUAACAGUUGAAAAUGUUAUUGAUGAGAUUAAGAGUUUGGUACAGGCUGAGUUUGUUAAUGUUGAUAAUGUUUGUCACAAUAUAGAUAGGUUGUCCAGUUACAAUUGGGGUAAAACAGUUCAUACCUAUCUGGUUAAAAGUUUAAGUCGUGCCUUUUUGGCACUUGGUCAGACGGAAAUCUGCUUAAGCGGGUCAACAACAGUUUUGCAGUUAUGGGCUGUAGAACGACUUCGAUUAUCUGCGUCAGAUGCAGAGUUAAUUUUUCCAAGAAUUUUGGGCUGGACAGACGUUCAAUUAAAGAGAACACGCAUUGAGAAGUUAUUUCAAGAGAGCCAUAUAUUUUUGGAAUGGAGGUUGAGAGAAGAAGACCAUGAGAAUGAAAUGAUUCGACAAGCCUUGCAACUUGGAGACAAACGACAAUCCAAAAAAGCGCAUGUAGAUUUAAAGUUUGCGUCGAUGCAAGAUUUGUUAAAGAAGUUGCGAAAUCAUGGAAGACACCUACGGAAGAUGAAGAAGCACAUGACGAAAUUGCGUGAGGAAAUAUUGUCUAGAUGUCAUGUAGGGGAUGAAAAAGAUGGAGAAAAUGUUCACGACAAGGGUGGGGAAGCUGUACACGAAGAAGGCGAUGUUGAGGUUGAGGUUGAAGUUUGUCACCAUGAGGAUGAAAUUCAUGACCAGGUUCAUAAAGGUUUUGACUUGAACUCUGAAUCCGAUGUUGGCCAUUUUGGGGAGGUUUCAGCACUUCAAAGUUCCAUAUGA